UUGGUCAACGCGACAGCAUCAGGUAGCCGUGAGGUGAGAAGGAGCGUUAAGGUGGCCGAGACUACAUCUCCCGGCAUGCAGUGUGUCCACUGGAGUAAACGUUCUAUGGCCGGGGUGGCGAUGCAUGCUGGGGGAUGUAGUCUUUCAUAGCAUCAGGGAUCCCCCUUCCAGUCAUAAACCGUAUGUUUAUGGCCAUAUCUCUCUCAGCCCACCCAAAGGGGGCCCCAAUUACUCAGAUUAGUCCUACCUACUGUCACGACAGUCCCUUAUGUCAUGACAGUCACUGCCAGGAGACCCAGCCCGGUGCCUUCUCCCAGGCCAUGACUGUCACCGCUGCAAGAACAUAAUCUCUAUGUCAUGACAGUAGGUGCUGCGAAAAAGGGCAGUGACAUGGUCUCUGUGAAGUCAUGAGAGUCCCCCCUGCAAGGAUCUCAUUGUCCAUCAUGUCACGACAGUCACUGCCACAAGACUCAGCGUCAUGACAUUGACUCCCAUGUCACGACGGUUGCGGCCAGAAGCCUUGGCAAAGUGGCAUCAGCCCCGUGUCACAGUAGGAGCCGCCUAGGAGAAGCGGUCAUGAAACAUCACUGUGCUCAUCCCCCUAAGGCAGGGAAGUCUGUCAGAGAAGGAGCGGCACAAAAGAGGAGCAAGUCACAGCAGCACCCAGAACCUUCCAGCAAAAAAGCAGAUGGAGGACAAAAACGGGGACAAGAGAAAGAGGUCACACAGCCAGCCAAGAAGAGAGAGAAGCGACAGAGGGAGCAGUCCCCAGAAGAAACAGGUUCUCGGGGCACAAAAAAGGUGAAGUUGGCCCCUGGCAAAACAGCAGCAUGGCAGCCACUCCCAGCCAGUAGCAUCGACCACCUGGGAGGCAUGAUGGAUUCAGUAAUAUUAUCCAUUCUAAGUAAAUCAAUACAAGAAAAAGAUGACAUUCAAAAGCACCUCAACCUCCUGAAGGAAAGGCUUCUGAGACGUUACAGGACCCUGAAGGUGCCUGUUGGGAAGCUAAGCAACCUGAAAAAUGUGCCGAGUCUUAAGGUGGCAGAGAAAGAGAAUCUCUCAUUCAAUGAAGAGGCGGCGGCACUACUGCAGGAAGAAAUAACAACAGCUGUGCAGACUGCUGAGAACACAGACGAGAAUAUUCAGAGCCUGCAGGACAAAAUCCAGAGUCUCAGGAACCGGUUGGAGGAAGCUGAGGACAAGGCUAAGAAGGUGUUCCAGAAAAAUGGUACAGGAGUCCUCAGCCUUCCAGAACUCCCAAAGCACAGUCUGACAGCACCCACUCUGCAGGAGGAGAUUCUGAAAAUCCAAGACCAGAAAGGUAUUCUGAAGGACCUAAGCACCAUCCAGCACUCAGCUGAGAUGAAGAACAUGUUGACCCUCCUUGAACAGGCCUAUGAGAAGGUGGACUCCCUUUGAGGAAUGCAUACACAAAGUUAUGCUGAGGCAGGCUUUAUUUCAUGGUCCAGCAGGUGUUGAUCCUGUGACAAUUUUUUUGCUUCUAAAGACUUGCCUUCUGCAAUCACCAAGUGUCUAUUAGUCAAUCUUUUAUCAGCUAGGUGUUGGCACAAUAUAUUGAUUGUUGCCUAGUGGGACAUUAGUGACAUGCUGCUUUUUCACUUGCGUAAAGAGCAGACAUGUAGAACCUAGCUCAUCCACAGAAGGACCACUUUUAAAUAGUGUAUAUAUUGUCUAUUAAUAAACUGGGUUAUGGCUGAUA
Caretta caretta (loggerhead turtle) is the source of this 1720-nucleotide messenger RNA. It is a transcript of the gene CENPQ, whose product is annotated as centromere protein Q. The record is from RefSeq and is a predicted model, not a curated record. Gene Ontology annotation, cellular component: nucleus. NCBI's taxonomy places the organism in Eukaryota, Metazoa, Chordata, Testudines, Cheloniidae.